UAAUUUCAUAUAAGACUUUAGUUUUAAUUUAAACCAGUACUAUACUGAAUCGAUAGUGGCGCAUAUGUCACGAAAAUGAUAAUCUGAAAACGUGGGACAUGGAAAAACAUUGUAUACCACGUCUAUUCUGUAUCUCGUCUGUGCUUUUAUACUAUAAAAAAUACACACUUCCCUACCGCAGAUAUAACAUCCCAUUUGAUACUUGUCAUAUUGUCAUCUUUCGUAUAUGAAUCGUCUGCUAUAUAAUGAUGAAUAGUAUUUAAAUUAAAUUUACAUAAUAUUACUGAAAAGAUGACAUUAUAUCAUUUUGGAAAUUGUUUAGCUUUAGUUUAUGUCCCAUAUUAUCUUACCUAUAAAUAUUCAGGGUUAUCAGAAUAUGGUGCAUUUUGGAAAUGUAUUCAAGCUGGAGGUAUUUACAUAUUUACACAAUUAGUAAAAAUGCUGGCACUUGCUACUUUUUUCCCUACAGCAGAUAACGUAGGAGGUGAAGGUUAUGAUUUAAUUGGUGAAUUUCUAAAGUCUUCGAUAGAUUUAGCUGAUUUAGUAGGAAUUUUAUUAUCAUUGAACAAUAUACCUGGUAAAGGGCAUGCAAAAAUUUUAACUGCUGGAGUUGGAUGGGCUGGAGCUGAGGUAUUACUUACUAGGUUCCUCCUAUUAUGGGUAGGAGCUAGAGGCGCAGAAUUUGAUUGGAAAUACAUUCAAAAGAGUCUCGAAUCUAAUAUUAAUUUAGUACAACAUAUAACUACAGCAACACUUGUAUGGUUAUGGUCACGACAUGAUCUAAAACGAAGUUUAGUUCCAAUAGUAGUUGGUAUGCUUAUACUUACAGUAUAUAGGCCACUUAUUUUAGAUUUUCUCCUAGUAUUUUUUUUAACUGGCCCAUGGUCAGCCCUUAUUGUUAAAGCUACUACUACUUUCAUCAUGGGUGUUACGACAUUAUAUAUGUAUGCUGGUCUUGCUCAUUCCAUAGGCAUCUUUUGAAGAACAUUAUGUGUAUGUUUUAAAAGAUCAAUAUUUUAAUCAUAUUACCAUACACAUUACAAAGUAAAUCUUAUUCUACUACUAAAUUAUGUCAUUGUUCUACUAACAUUUUAUUUUAUAUAAUAAAAAAAAUUGUACCAAUAACAAUAUUAUGCAUAGAAACAAUC
Molecule: messenger RNA, 1148 nt
Organism: Bombus impatiens (common eastern bumble bee)
Lineage: Eukaryota; Metazoa; Arthropoda; Insecta; Hymenoptera; Apidae
Product: transmembrane protein 147
Exons: 4
Coding region: 292-981 (229 amino acids)
Source: RefSeq, a predicted model, not a curated record